Molecule: messenger RNA, 2442 nt
Organism: Schizosaccharomyces japonicus yFS275
Lineage: Eukaryota; Fungi; Ascomycota; Schizosaccharomycetes; Schizosaccharomycetales; Schizosaccharomycetaceae
Product: AAA family ATPase Cdc48
Exons: 2
Biological process (GO): ubiquitin-dependent protein catabolic process; positive regulation of cellular response to hypoxia; SREBP signaling pathway
Cellular component (GO): chromatin; mitochondrial outer membrane; cytoplasm
Molecular function (GO): hydrolase activity; ATP-dependent protein disaggregase activity; ATP hydrolysis activity
Source: RefSeq, a predicted model, not a curated record
AACGUACCAUCUACCAUGACCAGUAAACCUGAGGCUGAACCGCUACAUGGUUCAUCUCAUGCAGCAGAUGAAAAAAAAGCAGAAGAUGUUGCAACUGCAAUCUUAAAAAAGAAAAGAAAACCCAAUUCCUUGGUUGUUGAUGACGCUACGAAUGAUGACAAUUCUGUAAUUACAUUAUCUCCAAACACUAUGGAAACCCUCCAACUUUUCCGUGGAGACACAGUUGUCGUUAAGGGUAAAAGACGCAAAGACACUGUUCUUAUCGUUCUCACGGACGAGGAAAUGGAAGACGGUGUUGCACGUAUUAACCGUGUUGUUCGUAACAACCUGCGGGUUCGUUUGGGCGACAUUGUUAACGUCAAUCCCUGUCCUGAUAUCAAAUAUGCCGAACGUAUUUCCGUCUUGCCUCUCGCCGACACGGUUGAGGGUCUGACGGGAUCUCUGUUCGACGUCUACUUGAAGCCCUACUUUGUUGAGGCCUAUAGACCCGUUCGCAAAGGCGAUUUGUUUACCGUCCGUGGUAGCAUGAGACAAGUUGAGUUCAAGGUUGUGGACGUCGCUCCCGACGAGUUUGGUAUUGUUAGUCAAGACACUAUUAUUCACUGGGAGGGCGAGCCUAUCAAUCGCGAAGACGAAGAGAGCAGCAUGAACGAAGUCGGUUACGAUGACAUUGGAGGCUGCCGUCGUCAAAUGGCACAAAUCAGAGAACUCGUUGAGCUUCCCCUUCGUCACCCCCAACUUUUCAAGAGUAUUGGUAUUAAGCCCCCUCGUGGUAUUCUUAUGUAUGGUCCUCCCGGUACCGGUAAAACUCUGAUGGCUCGUGCCGUCGCUAAUGAAACCGGUGCAUUCUUUUUCCUUAUUAAUGGACCUGAAAUUAUGUCUAAAAUGGCCGGUGAGUCCGAGUCAAACCUCAGAAAAGCCUUUGAAGAAGCAGAAAAGAAUUCUCCGGCUAUUAUAUUCAUUGACGAAAUCGAUUCUAUUGCCCCCAAACGUGACAAGACGAAUGGUGAGGUUGAGCGUCGUGUUGUCUCACAGCUGUUGACGUUAAUGGACGGUAUGAAGGCACGUAGCAACAUUGUCGUUAUGGCCGCUACCAACCGCCCUAACUCCAUCGAUCCCGCUUUGCGUCGUUUCGGUCGUUUUGACCGUGAGGUUGAUGUGGGAAUUCCCGACCCUACUGGACGUUUGGAAAUCUUGCGUAUUCACACUAAAAACAUGAAACUGGCUGACGAUGUUGACUUGGAGCAGAUUGCCGCUGAGACCCAUGGCUACGUGGGUUCAGAUUUGGCUUCUUUGUGCUCUGAGGCAGCUAUGCAGCAAAUUCGCGAGAAGAUGGAUCUUAUUGAUCUGGACGAAGAUGAAAUUGAUGCCGAGGUUCUCGAUUCGCUCGGUGUUACGAUGGAAAACUUCCGUUUCGCGCUUGGUCAAAGCAACCCCUCUGCUCUUCGCGAGACUGUUGUGGAGGUUCCCGACAUUCGUUGGGAGGACAUUGGUGGUUUGGAGAACGUCAAGCGCGAGCUCCGCGAGACCGUCCAAAUGCCCGUCAUGCAUGCCGAGAAGUUCCUUCGCUUCGGUAUUUCGCCAAGCAAGGGUGUGUUGUUCUUUGGUCCUCCGGGUACCGGUAAGACCAUGCUGGCCAAGGCAAUCGCUAACGAGUGCUCCGCCAACUUUAUUUCCGUUAAGGGUCCUGAGCUUCUGAGUAUGUGGUUUGGUGAGUCCGAGUCGAAUGUCCGUGACAUCUUUGACAAGGCUCGUGCCGCAGCUCCCUGUGUGGUGUUCCUUGACGAGCUCGACUCUAUUGCCAAGUCGAGAGGUGCUACUGUCGGCGACUCUGGCGGUGGGGACCGUGUUGUCAACCAAUUGCUUACGGAGAUGGAUGGUGUCAAUAGCAAGAAGAACGUUUUCGUCAUUGGCGCUACCAACCGUCCCGAUCAAAUUGACCCUGCCCUGAUGCGUCCUGGCCGUCUCGAUCAACUCAUCUACGUUCCUCUUCCCGACGAGGAAGCCCGUCUGGGCAUCCUGUCAGCUCAACUGCGCAACACUCCUGUUGCCGAGGACGUUGACUUGCGCGCCGUCGCUGCCGCUACCCAUGGGUUCUCCGGUGCCGACCUGGAAUACAUUGUGCAAAGAGCCGUCAAAAACGCUAUCAAGGAAAGUAUCGAAGAUGACAUCAAACGUGAAGCUGAGGAAGGCGAGAACGCCGAUGACGUUGUCAUGGACGACGACGAGGGAUCAGUUUCCCAGGUCCAGCGUCGUCAUGUCGAAGAGGCAAUGAAGCACGCUCGCAGGUCCGUCAGCGAUGCCGAAGUCCGCCGCUACGAGGCGUUUGCCCAGCAGCUCCUGACGUCACGAGGCCUGACCGGUUUCCAGUUUGACAAUGCCGGCGGCAGUGCUGAAGCACCCGCUUUUGGUGGUGAUGAUGCCGAUGAUCUUUACGCCUAA